GCCCGGGGAGCUCUGCCCGUCCAGAGCCGGGGAACUCGAUUGCGAGCGGGAAGCAUGGUCGGAGGGAGCGGCGAGCAGAGUUGCGAGGAGGCGGCGGCGGCGCGCCAGGAUGGAGCCGUCUGAUGGCUGGGAUCCCUACGGCCGCCCGGCGCGCCGGACCCAGUGGCUGGUCAGCGCCCUGGCAUACCACUACGGGCUGGACCGGGGCGUGGAGAACGAAAUCGUGGUGCUGGCCACGGGCUUGGACCAGUACUUGCAAGAGAUCUUCCACCACCUGGACUGCGAGGCCGAAGGCAGGAUCCCCGGCGAGGACUUCCGCACCCUGUGCGGGGUGCUGGGGCUGCAGGGGGACGGCGGCGGCGACGAGGCGGCCGCCGACCCGGAGGAAUGCGCCGGCCUCUGCGAGGACGUCGCCCCGGAGCUGACUUUCCGCCAGUUCCACGCCAAGCUGUGCGGCUACUUCAGCGCCAAGGCCGGCUGCCCCGCCACGGGCCGGGGCGUGGCGGGCGUGGCGCGGCUGCCGGCCGGCAAGGAGAGCGAGCACAUCGAGACCCAGAUCCGGCUCCGCAGCCCGCUGCGCCGCCGGCGGGAGAAAGAGGCGGGGGCCGGGCGCGGGCCGUCGAGCAAGAAAGAGGGCGGCCGUCGGAGCAGCAGCAGCAGCAGCAGCAACGCCAGGGGGUCUGCUUCCACCUCGUGCACCUCGUCGUCGUCGUCGUCCUCUCCGCCACCUUCUCCCCCCGGGCCCGGCUCGGAUCGCCGGCUGCUGCCGUCGGGCUCGUGCUCCCGGGAGUGCUACGAGGAGAUCGUGGCCUUGGAGCAGGCGGAGGACCGCAUCGUCAAGCUGGAGGACGAGAACGCCAGCCUGCGCGAGCUGGUGGAAGACAUGAGGGCGGCUCUGCAAAGCAGCGACGCCCGGUGCUUGGCGCUGCAGGUAGGAUUGUGGAAGAGCCAUGCUAACCAUAAGAAUAAUGGGACCUGUUUUAUAAGCAACCGGAGACAAUUAGCUAACGGUCAGUCCCAGACUUCCAAGUGCCUUCAAAGUGUUCUAAAAGAGGUUGAAUUAAUCCGAAGUUCUAGGGAUGGACAAAUUGAAGAAGCAAUUAGGUUCAACCAGGAACUGGAAAAAGAACUGAGGAAUUCUCACGAAGCUCUGGUCGCCCUGGAAGACUGCAACCGCAGUCUAAAGAGAGAGCAAGCGGAAAUGAGGAAAAAGGUUGAAGAAGCCCGGUAUGCUGUCCUUAACAGCCUUGGAAAAGUAAAGGAACUCGAAGCUAAAGCCCAUAAAAUGCCACAGCUGCAGAUAUAUAUUCAGCAGCUAGAAUCAGAGCUACAGUAUUAUAGGUUGGAAGUCCUGAAGCACCAGCUUCCUUCACAAGGCAGCUCGGACCAGAAGACAGCAGUGGCUGGUGGCCAAUAUGCCUCAUCGGUUGUACAGCGAGAUAGAAGUUCACCCACUGGAGGUGCAGGGAUGUCAGAGAAUGGGGAAGAACAAAUGUUUCGUUCUGUGGAAGGCCAGGCUGCUUCUGAUGAAGAAGAGGAGAAAUGGUCAGGGGAGCAGCAAUCCCAGGUGGCCGAAGUGAAGAAACUCCUCGCUAGACUUCCCUGUUGCAGUAGUGGGUGUGAUGACACAAUUCUGAAGAAGCUGAUGGCCUCCUUUGGGAACAUCAGAAAGGACGACCGUGAGAACACCAUUGUGGAACUAGUUAAGCGACUCUCAAAGUUAACGGAACAGCUUGAGAUGAAAGGGCAAGAAGUGAAAACACUGGGAACAAAUAUGGAAGAGAACAUAUCUAAGCGUGCCUUGGGGAAAAUCUUACUGAGCACUUUGGAAUCCUGCUGUGACCCAGAACAUGGAAAACCACAUAUCAUUGAAGUCUUAGAUACCCUCUACCAUGAACUGACUGCCUGUGAACUCAUUCAAAGCAAACCACUUGAGAAAACUCCAGGUCACCAAUCCUUGGCUAACUCUUUGGUUAUCUCCUGUUGAGCAACAGUGCCACCCACAACGCAUUGACUGUUACCACCCAGAGGGCUUAAAAGCUACAACACCAAAGCACAAGGUUCUCCACAAUCUAGAAAUGUGUAAAAGCUGGAAGAAUAAAAGACAAUUGCAGAGAUAUGAGGAGCCAUUACAGAGCCCAUGCACUGCCAGCAGUGACUUGCAGUGGGUCUUGAACACAUCUCUGGGGUCUGUGGCCUGUGUCUUUCUCAGACCAUGAGCCCUGCUCCACAGGAAAUUCCAGAAAUUCAAACUUGAGACCUUAUCUGUAUACAACCUGUGUUCUGCCACUUGUUCAUUCUCUCACUUUGAAUUGUGAAAUUGGGUAUGAUACUUCUAGGAAGUUCUGUAAUCUCUCAUCUAAUUUCUAAGCAAGCUUUAUCCAGGAGACAGCUCCUUGCUCCCAAGGAUAAGUGGCACCUAAAGCCUUCAUGUUAUUGGUACCAGAAAUAUUCUGAUCCGUUGUAUUAAAAUUAUCCUGUUACUAACCCUGUAGAGCUUUAGCUUCCUGGUUAUAAUAAGAGAGAUUAAUGUUAUCUGCUACAUUUCAGUAGUUUGUCUUCCCUGGAGCAUCUAUCAGGUGUGUGUGUCAGGGAACCUUCGUAAUGUACAAAGGGAAAAUGAGUGCAUAAUGAAAACACACCAAGGUUGCUUAAACUUGAGGUAGCUAUUGGUUGCUAUCACUACCUAUAGUCAUGAGGGACUAUGUAUCCUGCAAAGGGCAUACAUUUGUAUGGUGUCAGUAUGCAUGCUUGUAAACACAGACCUUAUUUAAUUCUUAUACUUAUGUCUGCAUUUCUGUCCAGCCAGAUACUUUAUUUAAAACGGUAGCCACUCUACAAAUGUAGUUUUGCUUUGAUAGUAGCUUUUUCACUACUGUCGUAUUGCAAAUUUUAGAUUGCUAUAUUAAAUGCUACCUUUAUCCUGUUGAAA
Molecule: messenger RNA, 2932 nt
Organism: Podarcis muralis (Common wall lizard)
Lineage: Eukaryota; Metazoa; Chordata; Lepidosauria; Squamata; Lacertidae
Source: RefSeq, a predicted model, not a curated record